This is a messenger RNA of Recurvomyces mirabilis, 1659 nucleotides long. RefSeq lists its product as uncharacterized. Bases 1 to 1659 code for a protein of 552 amino acids. The record is from RefSeq and is a predicted model, not a curated record. Lineage: Eukaryota; Fungi; Ascomycota; Dothideomycetes; Mycosphaerellales; Teratosphaeriaceae. The transcript is spliced from 5 exons.
AUGCUUGAGGAGGCUACAGGUUUUGCCGUGGUGAGCAGCGAUCUCGGGAAAGGUGCAAGUUUGGAAGUACGGCCUCUCGGCCUUGAGAUGUCAUAUUUCCAGCAUGGUCAAUGGACAAGUCGAGUAGCGUACAUCCCUAUCAAUGUAGGCCUCGACAUACUGCCUCUGACUGAUCCUUCAGAUUUCUGCGGCACUACCGUCCAAGACCUGCUGCGCUCUUACAAAGAGACAGCUGAAGCUGUUGCGGAGUGGUCCCGUACCUGUAUUCGAGACCACGAAGAGCGUGCUGCUAUCAAUCGUAGGGUCAGUGGCACUGGUCAAGGUAGGGACGCGCGGCCCACAAGGUUGCUUGAUAUCUGUUCGCUGGCUGCUGAGCAGAAGGUGCGACCCUGCGGCCACAACACAUAUCUCACCGACAACGAGAAUGGAUAUGUUACGCUCAGCCACUGCCGGGGGCCGUUUUUACCCACAAGACUACUGACGACCAAUUUUGCUGAAUUCUGUGAUGGCAUCAAGAUCGAGAGGCUUCCGCGAACUUUCCAAGAUGCGAUCGCUUUCACCAGGUCAAUCGACGUUCGCUAUUUGUGGAUCGAUGCUCUAUGCAUUGUAAAGGACUCACAGGAGGAUUGGCUUCGAGAGUCUCUACGUAUGGUAGAUGCGUACUCGAACAGCAUAGUCAAUCUAGUGGCUACCGCUUCGACGGACGGCACAGGUGGGUCGUUCGUGGAGAAGUACGACCCAUCGCUUUCUUUGCCGCUCGUUGUCAACGCUACCUGGACAGGCCACGCCGCAGGUCGAUAUGCUUGUCUCGAUCAGUCAGCGUACGACUGGCGGAUCGAUGCUGGUACACUCAAUAAACGAGCCUGGGUCUUCCAAGAGAGAGUCCUAGCUCCACGGACAGUCCACUUUGCGCAAGACCAGAGAUCGGCAUGCGAUAUCAGACGCAAGCUGGAAAGAAUCGCGAUGACUGCGCAAAGACUGGCGAAAUGGAAGCCCAGUGAUUACGCAGCCGGACUACGGCGGCAAGAAAUCGAGGUUGCCAUGCUAUGGCACCUCACUGAUGCAGAAUCGAGGAGUGCAGAUAUGUUUGUUGCCCCGUCGUGGUCAUGGCCAUCAGUACGUGGGAGCAUGGAGUUCACACCGCUCGAAGACUGGGAAUCUGUCAAAACUGGGAAUCUGUCAAGACAAAUCUUGUUGCUCGUGUUAUGCACAUCGAGAUGGCUACCAUCGGAGGACCCUUUGGUGUCGUUACGAACGAUCGAACUAUGGGAAGUCAGGUUCGAUGGCUCAGCGUCGAAACUAUACUGCAUGAGCAUCAACGAAAGGACUAAACUUAAACAAGGUGAGAAUCCUUACAGCAUAGACUUCUUCGAGGCCUUGGAUCAUGAGCCAAUGUACCAGUCCGUGCCUCCCAAUGGCCUAGAUGCGGUGUUUUGUCGCUUUAUGACAGCUGAGACGCCACAUCUGCCGAAACGAUGGGCUUCGGAAGGCUUGAUACAGCAACCGACACCACAUCAGCCCCCUGGUCACUAUGUAAGGAUCGGCAGGUUGAAAUUGUUCCACGAUGACAAAGAGCACAUCUUUGACGCCGCAAGAAAGCAACAUCUGAGCUGCCUAGCUGAUCAUCAGGAUGGCACAUUCACUAUAGACAUAGUCUAG